Molecule: messenger RNA, 1683 nt
Organism: Fulmarus glacialis (Northern fulmar)
Lineage: Eukaryota; Metazoa; Chordata; Aves; Procellariiformes; Procellariidae
Gene: SSX2IP
Product: synovial sarcoma, X breakpoint 2 interacting protein
Exons: 13
Coding region: 1-1683 (560 amino acids)
Source: RefSeq, a predicted model, not a curated record
AUGGGAGAUUGGAAUACUGUUACUGUGCCAGUGCUGUCAUCAGACAGCAAAAAUAUUUUUCAAUAUACCUCAGAAAAAAAGAUAUCUCCCCCAAACAUGAACUCACAAGUGCUACGCUUGCCACUGCCUUCAUCCAAAAGCAUGCACAGCUUUUUCAGUGCCUUCUGCACAGAAGAGAAUAUUGAACAGAGUAUAUCCUAUCUCAAUAGGGAAUUGACAACAUUGGGCUUUCCUUCUAUUUAUGCGGAGUCCAAAGGAAAAGAAUUAAAUUUAAUAUCUAUCAUAAAUUGCAUGAAUGAAUUGCUUGUACUGCAGCACAAGAACCUUCGAGCUCAGGAAGAAGUAGAAAUGCAGCAUCUGAAACUGGGUAGUGAUAUGGAUCACUUACAGAACUGCUAUGCUAAAUUAAAGGAACAGUUGGAAUUAUCUAAAAGGGAAAUUGUUGGACUUCAGGAAAGAGACAGACAACUGCAAAGCAAGAACAGAAAUUUGCACCAGUUACUUAAAAACGAAAAGGAUGAAGUACAGAAGUUACAGAACAUAAUUUCAAGCAGAGCUACACAGUACAAUCAUGAUAUGAAGAGGAAGGAGAGAGAGUAUAACAAAUUAAAGGAACGCUUACAUCAAUUAGUCAUGAACAAAAAGGACAAAAAGAUAGCUAUGGAAGUUCUAAAUUAUGUUGGUAGAGCUGAUGGGAAGAGAGGUGCAUGGAGGACUGAUAAGACAGAAGCCAGAAAUGAAGAAGAAAUGUACAAAGUUCUGUUAAGUGAUUAUGAACAACGCCAAAACCAGCUUUUAGUGGAAAAUGCUGAGCUGAAAAAAGUUCUUCAGCAAAUGAAGAAAGAGAUUAUUUCACUUCUCCCACCACAGAAACAGAAACCUAAAGAAAGGUCUGAAGAUGGGCCAGUGCUGUCAGACCUGGAGGAAGAUAUUGGGGAGUUAAAUAAAGAGAAUAUAUGGGAACUGUCUUGUGAAACUGUGCGAGAGCAGCUUACCAACAGCAUUAGAAAACAAUGGAGAAUGUUGAAAAAUCAUGUUGAAAAGCUGGAUAACCAAGUGUCACGAGUACAUUCAGAAGCCUUGAAUGAAAAAGAUGUCAUUUCAAGAGAAGACCAUGAGCUGGAAACUGAAAAGCUAGAGUUGGAGAUUCAGCAAUGUAAAGAAAUGAUCAAAACUCAACAACAGCUCUUACAGCAGCAGCUUAUGUCUCCAUGUGACGAUGACACCACUCUGUUACUACAGGAUUGCUAUUUGUUGGAAGAAAGAGAGCGUCUUCAGGAAGAAUGGAGACUAUUUCGAGAACAAAAAAAGAAUUUUGAGAAGGAACGAAGAAGUUUUACAGAAGCUGCUAUUAGAUUAGGACUUGAGAGAAAGGCAUUUGAAGAAGAUAGAGGAGCGUGGCUGAAGCAACAGUUCUUAAGUAUGUCUACUGAUUACAAGCGCUCUGAAAAUGUGACAACUCCAAGUGCCUUCUUAGGAAGUUCUGACCAAGACAAUCGGUUAGUGAAAUCUGCAUCUCAGCAAAGAAAACCUCACUGUAAGUUGAGUGGUCCUGUUUCAGCAGAACCUUGCCAGACAUCUCAGUAUAUUACACGUAACAGUUCCAGUGCUGCAUCAAAAAAACCUGCUGGAGAUAGCAAGCCAAAUCAGUGGGUGGAAAGUGACAAAGAAGAAACUGAGUAA